AUGAAUGAAAACAACAUUGUUCCAUUCCGAAGUCGAUUCAAACCCAACAACUUAUCCCCAAUUUCAACAAUGAUAAUAAACACAUUCACUCAAAUUUCUACUGUUCCUCUGUGUUCAUGGCAAGCAAGUAAACGACAAACCAUGCGGAGUAAAAGUUAUUGUUGCACGGAAGCAGAAAGCACUAAUAAAAUUUAA
Messenger RNA from Clunio marinus, 195 nucleotides. The record is from the annotation of a GenBank genome assembly. Lineage: Eukaryota; Metazoa; Arthropoda; Insecta; Diptera; Chironomidae.